AUGGUUCAGUGGUUCGAGCGAACCGAUACUCUACCAAAAACGUUUCUGUUACCGCAGAGAUAUAACUCGAUCGUCUACAGGCGUUUCAACGAUUUCCUGGCGCUGCACGAGCUGCUGGUGGCGCGAUUCCCCUACAGGCUCAUCCCGAAACCACCGCCCAAGAAGAUCGUCGGCGCCGACUCGCAAUUUCUGGAGGAGCGUCGACGCUCGCUGCUGCGCUUCGUCACGCUGAUCGCUCGGCAUCCCGUCGUCGGCCAGGACCCCAUCUGCCAGUUCUUCUUCACGUACACGGGCGAGGAGACUCAGCACAAGAUACGCGACACGUUUCGCCGUAUGCCCGACGAGUUCGCCACCUCGGAUCUGUCCAGUCGCGCCAAGGAGCUCGUGCCGCCCGACACUCUCACCGAGUUCGGCAACGCGCGCGACCAGAUACGCGUCAUCUACACGGGCAUCUCCCGCCUCAAGCACAUCGCCGACUGCCUGGCCACGAGGUCGCACAACUACGCCUCGGACAUGGCCGAGCUCGCCACCCAGCUGACCAAUCUGGCCAACGAGGCGCACACCACGACAUCCUGGGCCACCGGCGGCUCCACCAUCUGGCAGGAGAUGAAGAAGGGCUUCAACAUCAUCUCCAAGGAGUUCGGUUUGCUGUCGAGCAAGGCCGAGCAGCAGGCGGUGCGCGAGGAGACGACCAUCUGCGAGCGGCUCAAUCUGCUGCUGGACCUGCUCGUGGCCCACAGGCUCCUCUGCGAGAGGCACGAGAAGGGCGUCAGCGAGGAUCAUCGACGCGCUCUCUCCACCAUGCUCACGCUGAAGAAGCGACAGAUGCAGGGCGUCAUUCGCGGCACCGACGCCGACACGAUAGAGCAGCUGGAGAACCGGAUGGUCGCCCAGGAGUCGGUGAUAGCCAGCGUCGAGCUGAGGAAUCUCUUCUCGCUGCACUGCCUGCACAUGGAGACGCAGCUCAUACACGCCCAUCUGGAGAUUCUGGCCACUGUACUGCAGAGCCUCGUCAGCGUGCAGAUACGCGGCCACGCCGAGCUGUCGGAGGUGUGGAAAUCCAUCGAGCCGACCAUCAUGAAGUGUUUGCCGGAAAAAACGAGAACGAACGGCACGUCGUAGCCUUUGUUUUUUUUUUCCACCUGCCAAGCGUCGAUACUUGGCUUCGCUAUGACUUUUAUUAUAUCGUCGUGUUAAUAUAAAGAUCAUCGCCGUCUGACUUGUUAAGUUUUAGCUAUAUAAUUUAUUUUUUAUUACUUUUUACUUCUUUGAGAUUUUAAUAUGAUAAUAUAAUACAAAUAUGAUAAAAGACAGUGCGAAUGAUAAAUAUAGCUUCUUUUGUACCGAUAUCGUACGUGUGUGUAUCGCUGGACGUCGAUUAUAUAAUAUUUUGCGAGGCGACAACCAAAAUGUAUCGCAUUAAUGAUUAAAGUUUAUUUUUUUACUGUACAACGGUAUCCGCGAGGCCGAUCACCUGCAUUAUAAUAUUAUUCGUGUACAUUAUUAUUGUAUAAUAACGAGCGAGCGGCGAAGACGAGCUCGUGUAUGAAUAAUUACCUCAUCUUCUGCUUUCAUUAUUUUGCAUCUUUAUAUUGUCGAUCGAAGGCGUGAGAUAAAUGUUGAUUUUAUGGAAUAUAAUCAUGUAUAUCGGCCAAUCUGAAAAUUUUUAUGUUAUUUUUUUUUUAUAAAUUUGACAAUCUGGGUCGAGCUUUCGAAAGCGUUGAAGUGUACUUAAUCGUGUAGAGUAUAUAUUUAUUAUGCAAAUAUCAAGCACGAGAACAAUCGAUUAUGUUUUAUAUAUUAACCGUUACGAUUUUAUCAUUAGAGCGAGUUUGCGUAGGCGUAAUAAUUAUUGUGCGUAUAAACGAAUGUGGUAGUUACAUCCGUUGUAAUACCGUCAAAGCAAAAUGUGUGAUAUACGAGCUUUUACGUAGAGAGAAAGAAAAUGUAGAAGAAAAGCAGAUACCUAUUUUAUAUACAAAAAAGCAUCACAGAUAGAAAUAAGCGUAUAAUAUCAUUAAGACUCAACGAAAUAAUACGCAUCGAGCAUCGAAGAAUAUAUUGUAUAUUUUAUAAUGACGAAUUUUGCUCAAGUAUUAUAAAUAUGUUUAUAAAUAAUAUAUAUUUGAUACUGUCUUCGAUUGUAUAAGUGUACCACGUUUAUAUGAGCUGUAAGCUGCAUAUCGUGCGUAUCGAAGAGAUUGUAUCUCUCUCGUCAGGACAAUAAAAAGGAAUUUUUAUAUUACU
Messenger RNA from Trichogramma pretiosum, 2247 nucleotides. Its product is annotated as sorting nexin-8-like. NCBI's taxonomy places the organism in Eukaryota, Metazoa, Arthropoda, Insecta, Hymenoptera, Trichogrammatidae. The transcript has 4 exons. Gene Ontology annotation, molecular function: phosphatidylinositol binding. Bases 1 to 1122 code for a protein of 373 amino acids. Gene Ontology annotation, biological process: retrograde transport, endosome to Golgi. The record is from RefSeq and is a predicted model, not a curated record.